UUCCGUCGAACGUGAUUCAGUCGAUAGGCAAGGCAACAUACAGUAUUACAACUUUCAGACAUUUGAAUGUAGUCAUAUCGCUCUUUGACACACAGGGGCGUACUACCAGCGCCUGAGCUUGUGAGGAACAACGCUGGACAACAAAACGUCAACAUUUACAGGACAAGCUUCAAGACUUGUUUAAUAGCCUCAAGCUAACAGCAUUAUGGAGGAGGAAGAAGCCCCUGUAGAUGGCGAGGUGGAGACCCCCUUUGCUGCAGAGACUUACGCUGCUGAGGCCAUGGCUGCAGACAUGGACCCCUGGAUUGUGUUUGACUCGAGAAGAACUCCCAGAUCCGAGUUUGAUAGCUGGUUGGAAAGCAACAGGCCUUCACAAGUGUACAGAUUUGGUGAUGAAGAAGGUGGUGUUAGCCCUGUGGGAUGGAUCGCAGUGCUAGGCAUGAACCACUGCCCCAGUGGUGGAGAUGUUACGGGUCUCCAAGAAAGCUGGGAGAAACUUUUGGCUAGUGGCCGGCCUGCCACCUUCCAGACAGUGAAGGAGUUGGCACUGAACCAUGGAGUGCUCUCAGGCAAGUGGCUCAUGCACUUGGACUCUGGUUUCAAGCUGGACCAUGCCUGGGAGUGUGUGGCCAGGGCAGCCCUGGAUGGCAAGAUCUCCCUUGUUAAAGUCAGUCCCCAUAAUCCCAAAGCAGAGGGCAAGCAGGUCAUUUGUGCCUACAACCAGGACUUCACUGAUGAGAGUGAGGUUAUGAGGUUGGACUCUGUCAUCCGUGCCACGGGGGUCAAGUGCCCUCUCUCCUACAAGCCGGAUGUGUACACAUACCUGGGAAUCUACCGAAACAACCGCUGGAAGCUUUGUCCAACCAUAUAUGAGAGCAAAUUUGACCUGGAAUGUGUGCCCAGGCGCUCCCACAUUAUCAACAAGGUCACCAAUCUUGAAGUAACAUAAGCUUGUCAGAGCAACAGGAUGGUUUUGCAGAUAAUUGAAGAGGCACUUUGUGAUCCAAUGAGCUGGGUAGUGCAGCACAAUUGACUAACCGAAAUCAUUUUGAAAGUCAGUUGAAGUUUGAUCAAGUUCUUCCUUUUGGCAAAAAAGCACUAAAUUUCCUUUAAGUCUUGUCAUAUGCUGUAAUAUUUUCAAAGUGACCUGAAUUAUUGUCACAUUUUUUGUAUUAAAUUUAUUGUUGAUGUUCUGCUUGUGAUACACUUGACACGCUGAGUUACAGGGUAGCUGAAGAAAUCCUUGAUUUGUAUGCACAUGCUCCGAAAAGAAUAAUUUUUUUUUUACGAUAAACAUUUGUCUCAUUAGUUUGGCUGAAUAUUUUCUUGGUUUAAACUGAAACAUGUAAAAGAAGUUGCCAAAUUAAAUCUACUUUUGAAGACCA
Acanthopagrus latus (yellowfin seabream) is the source of this 1385-nucleotide messenger RNA. It is a transcript of the gene c10h11orf68, whose product is annotated as chromosome 10 C11orf68 homolog. The record is from RefSeq and is a predicted model, not a curated record. The transcript is spliced from 2 exons. NCBI's taxonomy places the organism in Eukaryota, Metazoa, Chordata, Actinopteri, Spariformes, Sparidae. The coding region runs from base 206 to 949 and encodes 247 amino acids.